AUGGCUUUCAAAUGCAAGGUGCAAACUUUGCAGGUGGUGGAUACCGAGUAUAGCGCGGACGCGGUAGAAUGGUGCCCGGUGGAAGGCUGGCACCGCAUCCUGGCCUGUGGCACCUACCAGUUGAAAAAAACGGAGAGUGAGCCUGGCCAGGACAGCGAAGCCCCCGUGCGUCUAGGACGUCUCUACCUCUAUUCCUUUGAAGAUCAAAUUUUCACACCGCUGACAGAGAUCCAGAGGAUGGAAACGGUGGCUAUAUUGGACCUUAAAUGGUGCCAUGUUCCCAUCGCAGGGCAUCCUGUGUUAGGCAUGGCAAAUGCCAAGGGGGCGGUGAAGCUUUACCACUUGAUGGGAAGCGAGUAGAAGACUUGCAGGCUUCAACCUCUGUGCAGUGUUGACCUGGGAGAUGAUUGCCUUGCUCUGUCACUGGACUGGUCCACGGGACGAGAGCCGUGCCAGCCCUUGCAGCUGGUCAGCAGCGAUUCCAAAGGGAGGGUGAGUUUGCUGUCGAUGGAUGAAUCCAGUUCCUCGCUGCACGUCUUGGACCAGUGGAAGGGACAUGACUUUGAAGCUUGGAUCGCUGCCUUUGACCGCUGGAACACACAUGUUGUGUACUCAGGUGGAGAUGAUUGCAAACUACACGGCUGGGAUACUCGGAGCAGCUCAAGAGUCCCUCUGUUCACCAGUGAGCGGCACUCUAUGGGGGUCUGCAGUAUUCAGAGUCACCCGCUGCGGGAAAAUCUGCUCGCUACGGGAAGCUACGAUGAACACGUGCUCCUGUGGGACACCAGGAAGAUGAAGCAGCCCCUGGCCGACACCCAUGUUCACGGUGGCGUCUGGCGCUUAAAGUGGCACCCCUCCCAGGCCCACUGGCUGCUGGCCGCCUGCAUGCACAACGGCUUUGUAAUCCUCAAUUGUCGGAGUGGUUUAGAAGAGAACCAAGAGAAAUGCACCAUCCUUUCGUCUUACACCUUGCACAAUUCCUUGGCUUAUGGCGCCGAUUGGUCCCGAUUUAUCCCGAGCAAUUCUUUGGAGAUGUCUGCAACGGUGCCGGCAGUUCAGGUGGACCAAGGAGCCAGCAGAGGAGACCUGAAAGUGCAGAAUCUCAAGAUCAUUUACGAAUCCCCCACGGCCACCUUUGACGUACUGCUAGAGGAGGAGGAGGACCACCCUCCCGCCUCUCCAUCCCCAGCAGAGGGUCUUGCGGACCUGCAGGGGUCUUCCGGCGACGGAAAAGCUCCAGAUGCCAAAGCGAACGGGGACGUUGAAGCAGCCAAAGCCCAAAAGGAAACCAACCUCUUAGCAACGUGCUCCUUUUAUGACAACGUUCUACAUGUCUGGAAGUGGGAGGUCAGCCAGAAUUCCCCUCUGGCCUAAACCCACUCUUUUGUGUG
Protobothrops mucrosquamatus (brown spotted pit viper) is the source of this 1391-nucleotide messenger RNA. It is a transcript of the gene DPH7, whose product is annotated as diphthamide biosynthesis 7. The transcript has 9 exons. NCBI's taxonomy places the organism in Eukaryota, Metazoa, Chordata, Lepidosauria, Squamata, Viperidae. The record is from RefSeq and is a predicted model, not a curated record. Gene Ontology annotation, molecular function: protein binding.